AUGGCAUCAUCAACUGUUCAAACAAAACGUCCUCAGGUAGCGAGUGGUGCAGCGAAAAAACGGGGUCAAGCUGGCUCGCGCCCAGAGUUAACAGAAGAACAAAAGCAAGAAAUACGCGAAGCAUUCGAUUUAUUUGAUUCCGAUGGAUCGGGCACAAUUGAUGUCAAAGAACUGAAAGUGGCCAUGCGUGCAUUAGGUUUUGAACCUAAAAAGGAAGAAAUUAAAAAAAUGAUAACCGAUAUUCAAAAGGAAAAUGCAUCGACAAUUGAUUUUAAUGAUUUCUUAACAUUAAUGUCACAAAAAAUGGCUGAAAAAGAUUCAAAAGAAGAAAUAUUGAAAGCAUUUAGAUUAUUUGAUGACGAUAAUACUGGUAAAAUUUCGUUUAAAAAUUUGAAACGUGUAGCCAAAGAAUUGGGUGAAAAUUUAACCGAGGAAGAAUUACAGGUAGGAGGUGUGAGUAAGAUACUGUCACUUGUCGAUUCAAAAACAUGUUUAAAUCUGUUUAGGAGAUGAUCGACGAAGCAGAUAGAGAUGGUGACGGCGAAAUAAAUGAACAAGAAUUUCUAAGAAUAAUGAAAAAGACGUCAUUAUAUUAGUGGACAAAUGACAUCAUCAUUCCAUUGUUUCUUCUUUCUUCGAUGUCUUGUGAUCUCUUUCCCCACUCAUUUGAGAAUGGCACUUUCUUUUCUACAUGUAAUUCCAUACUUGUUGUUAUUUGCGUUUUCUUUAAAAUAAUAUUGAUAUUUUUUUGUUUGUCAGGUAUUUCUUAUCGUCUCUCUCUUAAGUAUGUUUGUGUGUAGUUUUUUUGUAUAUAUAACAAGAAAAUUUUUGUCUAGGAAAUGUUCAAUGAUAAACAGUAAUAAAGACUUCUAAAUUAUCCAAAAUAUUAAGUGUAACAGUGAGCUUGUAUAAUUUUUAUUCUUCUUCUAGUGUCGCUCACAAAGUUGGUUUUUAAACCAUCCGAUUAGAAAGAUUGUGAUCAAUAAACACAUUUUUAAUGUUGAGCUACGGUAUUGAGAAAAAAUGAAAAUUAAUGUUAAUUUAUCACAUUUUAUUCGUUGAAGAAACAUAAUUCUCAUCUGAUAUUUCGUAUAAUAGUGUAAAAAGAAUUCUAUCACUCUUGAAGUAAGUUAUGUGAAUUCAAAUAGAUAGUAACUGUUCGUGGGCUCAAAAGGCAGCGACAGAGAGUUUUGAACCAAGUAUUGCUUAUACAAUAAAGAGAUAAUAAGCGAUUUUGACAAUGCUUUUAUGUGCAGGUUGUAUGAGUUUAUAAAUAAGAAUAGUCGAUCCUGCCGAUAGCAACAGCAAAUAUUUACAAAGUAGCCAAUAUUUGAUGCUGGAAAAGUGAGUGUAUCCAAUUGUCAAUAUUUGUCUACAGCUGGCAUAGUCUAAUUAUCUAUACAGUCACAUUAGCGUUAGUAUUACUGGCUCUGACGUGGAUCUGAGAAACGAAAUUACUUGACCUAUACAUCAGUAAAAUGAAAUAAAAGAAAAGAGUUUUGUUAUUGUAUAAACAAUUUUAGUAUUUGAAAAUUUGACCAUUAUUUUCUAGAAUGUUGUACGAGAAUCCCACAUAUCCAGCAUCAGUGUGUUCACUCACGUUGCGCGGUACAUAGGUCUCAUCGACGUACUCGCAGUUAUUCCUUGGUGUUUUGGUGUUGAGACUUCAUACUUGGAUACACUAUAUUUUAACUCAGUCCACCUCCCAAACUCUUAUGUCUGAAUGAUGUCGUUUUCCAUUUAAAUCAUAAUCAACUACAUAUCGCAGGAAUGAACGCUGAUAAUCACAUCGUGCAGUUUAAAAAAGUGAAAGAAAUGAAAAGUUGCGCAUCGGAUAAUGAAUAAUUAAGUUUACUCAGAGGAUUUCACACUUAGUAUUAUUUUGUUAACAUUUAAUUAAUAACAUUUCAUAACUGGACG
Molecule: messenger RNA, 1920 nt
Organism: Didymodactylos carnosus
Lineage: Eukaryota; Metazoa; Rotifera; Eurotatoria; Philodinida; Philodinidae
Source: the annotation of a GenBank genome assembly